This is a messenger RNA of Didymodactylos carnosus, 723 nucleotides long. The record is from the annotation of a GenBank genome assembly. Lineage: Eukaryota; Metazoa; Rotifera; Eurotatoria; Philodinida; Philodinidae.
AUGGACUGGAGUCUAAAAUGGGCAGACAAUGAAAAUCAUCGUUUUACUACCAGCAAGAAAAGUAUCACAGAUGAUGAUAUAGUAAUUGGACAACAGGAUAUGGUAAAACUAGUAUGGUCCAUCACUAAUCGUGAUCCAUAUUUUCAGAAAAUAAAGUUGAAAGAGAAAAUGCAGAUCAUAAUUAGGUUACACAAUCCUGUUAAUGAAGAUACAAUUUACAACAAUGCUGGCAAUAAAAAGCAGUUAAGUUUUACAUUUGAAGAAUUAAAACUCGUUUUGUCUCACUGUUUACGUGACCUUGUUGACAGAAUAAGUAUUAUUGAUAGUUCCCCCGUUGUUUUUGCACCAGAUAAACAUAGGAAAUUUGAUGUUAGCAAUGAUAAAUGGAUGGCUAUGUUUAAUGAAAAUAUUAAACCAUUAUUAUUGGAUGAUUCAAUUAAAUACUUGAUUGUGUGUGGAGCUUCUGCAAGUGAACGACUAGAAAAGACUAAAGCGAUCGUUUGUGGAAUAUAUGAAGAUAAAAGUAAAGUUCGUGAUGUGCAUAAGUGUAUUUAUAAAGGUGGAAAGUAUCCUAGAGUAUUUUAUGUUAUUUUUACCACCCACCCCUCGGCUGAUGCUAUAAAUGGUGCAAUUCCAAAUAGGGUCAGAUAUGAAUUAUAUCAAGCACUCAAUUAUUAUUAUUACUACAUUAACAAGAAAGAAGCUGAAAGAAAUACACAAUGA